Vanrija pseudolonga is the source of this 2592-nucleotide messenger RNA. Its product is annotated as Beta-mannosidase B. The record is from RefSeq and is a predicted model, not a curated record. The transcript is spliced from 4 exons. Gene Ontology annotation, biological process: glycoprotein catabolic process. Gene Ontology annotation, molecular function: beta-mannosidase activity. Lineage: Eukaryota; Fungi; Basidiomycota; Tremellomycetes; Trichosporonales; Trichosporonaceae. The coding region runs from base 1 to 2592 and encodes 863 amino acids.
AUGCCGACACGAACGCGCCUGGACACGGGGUGGAGCUACACACAGCGCGCGAACGCUUCGUUUCCUGACGUCGUCGACGCCUGGCGCGCCUGCGCGCGCUUCCCGACCGACGUGCAUGCCGAGCUCGAGGCGGCCGAGGUGAUUGCGAACCCGCAUCGGGGGAUGAACGAGUGGGAUGUGCAGUGGGUAUCCGAGGCCGACUGGGCCUUCAAGACGACCUUCACUGCCCCCUCGUCUGGGCAGUACACCGACCUCGUCUUCGACGGGCUAGACACGUACUGCGCUAUCCUGGUGAACGGGACGCAGGUCGCGACGACAGACAACAUGUUCCGGUCCCAUCGCGUACGCAUCGCGCCGAAGGCAGGCACAAACUCGCUCGAGCUGGUCUUCGCGGCGCCGUGGACGCGCGCCAAGGCGCUCGAGGCGCAGCAUGGCGCGCGCACCGUGUGGAAUGGGGACGGGAGCCGCGUGUACGCGCGUAAAGCGCAAUAUGGCUGGGGGUGGGAUUGGGGCCCGGCGAUCCUCACUGUCGGGCCGUGGCGCGACGUGUGGCUCGAGGCCUUUGCGUACCGGCUCGACAAUGUGCGUUUCGACGCCGACGUCGAGGGCGCGGGGUAUGACCGCGCGGUCCUGCGCGUCUUCACGCUCAAUGUCGUGCCGGAGCCAAGCGACGCCGAGCGUGACAACCUGCGCAUCGCCUAUACCCUCACGGACGGGGAUGGAACGGUGGUGCACCAGAGCGUGCUCCCCCUCGACGACCUGCUCGACGUCGACCUGCAGGGCAAAGUCAAGCUGUGGUGGCCGGUACGGUACGGCGCGCAGCCGCUAUACGAGCUAGACAUCGCGCUCUUGUCGCCCGACGGGGCCACGCUCGCGGGGUACGCUUCGCGCGUGGCGUUCCGCCACGUGCGGCUCAUCCGCGAGCCGCUGCCGCCUGUGACGAGCGCCGUCUUCUCCGACCCCGGGGGACAGUCGUUCGUGUUCCAGAUUAACGGCGUGCGGAUCUUUGCCGCCGGCGCGAACUGGAUUCCUGGCGACACGAGCCUCAGCCGCAUGAGCGCGGGCGACUAUGCGAAAUGGGUGAAGCGGCUCGCCGACGGCAACAUGAACAUGCUCCGCGUGUGGGGCGGCGGCGUGUACGAGUCGCCCGCGCUGUACGACGCGUGCGACCGCCUCGGCGUGCUCGUGUGGCAGGACUUCAUGUUCGCGUGCGGGCUGUACCCGAGCUUCGACGUGUUCAACGCCAGCGUGAAAGCCGAGGCUGAGGACGCGGUGCGCCGCCUGCGCGUGCAUCCGUGCGUUGUCAUCUUUGCGGGGAACAACGAGGACUAUACGCUCGCCGAGAGCGAGGGUGUGGCGGACUACGACGACGCGAGUGGGGACUAUAGCGGGUCCAAGUUUCCAGCUCGCCACAUCUACGAGAUCAUCCUCCCGCGCGUCGUGGCGCGCGACUCGACGAUCCCGUACGUCCGCGGCUCGCCGUACGGCGGGCGCACGUCCAACGACCCGACGACGGGCGAUAUCCACCAGUGGUCGGUCUGGCACGGGGCGCAGGAGCCGUGGUCCGCGUGGCCGCGGCUGGCCGGGCGCUUCGUGUCCGAGUUUGGCAUGCAGGCGUGGCCGCAUGCCCGCACCGUCAAGCAGUUCUUCGACGACCCCGAGACUGCCGAAGGCGACGCCCAGUGGUAUCCGCAGAGCAGGGUCGCCGCACAGCACAACAAGGCGGCGGGGUUUGAGCGCCGCCUGGCCCUCUACCUCGCCGAGAACUUUCGCGGCACGCCCGACGCGGCCAGCGUAGCGGGAUACGCGUACGCGACGCAGCUGGUCCAGAGCGAGGCGCUCGCGGCGGCGUACCGCGCCUGGCGAAGGAACUGGAAAGGCCGCGGGAGGGAGUAUACCGCCGGCGCGCUCGUGUGGCAGCUUAACGACUGCUGGCCGUGCGUGUCGUGGGCGAUUGUCGACUUUUAUGGACGGGCGAAGCCGGCGUACUUCGCUAUCAAGCGGGAACUGGAGCCCGUCGUCGUGGGCCUCCACCGCCGCGAGACCAAGACGUACGACGAGGCAAGUAACGCCCGCUACACCAUCGCCCACACCCUCGAGAUCUGGGCGGCCAACGCCACGCUGCGCGAGGAAAAGGUCACACUCGAGGUCGUGACCUACGAGCUGGGCACGGCAGCGCCGAUCUCCCGCAUGCGACUGGACGUCACGCUGCCGCCGAAUGCGAGCACCGAGGUGUCCAGCGCCCCCUUGCCGGGGCAGGAGCCGCGCCACUCCGAGGCCGUGCCCCCGCGCCCUAUUGUCGUGUCGGCGCGCGUGCUUGGCUCGGACGGUACGGUGCUGGCACGCACGGCCAACUGGCCCGAGCCGUACAAGUUCCUCGACCUGCCCGAGCCCGGCCUGCACCUCGACGUGAACGGCGACUCGGUCACCGUCAGCGUCACCGCACCACUUAAAGGCCUCGUGCUCGACGCCGACGCCGACCUCGAGUUCAGCGACCAGGCCCUAGACGUCUUCCCGCACGACCCGCAGACCGUCACCGCUCCCGGGCUCAACGGACGUCCAGUCCACGCCCGAUACCUUGAGAACAAGUGA